Molecule: messenger RNA, 4183 nt
Organism: Cricetulus griseus (Chinese hamster)
Lineage: Eukaryota; Metazoa; Chordata; Mammalia; Rodentia; Cricetidae
Source: RefSeq, a predicted model, not a curated record
UGGGAUUAAAGGCGUGUGUCACCACCGCCGGCUACAUUUUGGCAAUAGCCUGAUAGCUAAAGAGGGAAGCAUGAAGCAUUUCUUUGGAAUCUAUUCAUUCCCACCAGAUAGGCCAGUCCCAGGAGCUGAGUGAGCAAGGAGGAGAGGGCCAUCUUAUUUGAAUGAGCAGAGCAUGAGGUCAGCCACUUGACAGACAAGUAGCUUCUUGGUAAAAGUGGGAGGAGCGAGCAGGCUUUAGAGAAAGACCGGGCCACUAGGUAAAGUUUACUUGGGUUCUGGCUAGCACCAAAAAGAAAGAAGAGCAGGGAAAAGCAAAAUUCUGCCUCUUGAAGGGAGUCAGACCAACAGAACCCCAAGAUUGUCCUGGGCUGCCUCAUGGGGCAGGAAUCCUGGGAAGAAAACGCACAUUCUCUCAUUAAAGGAAUAAAAAUUCCUUCUGUGUCUAUGGCUUCUGGUGGAUCUGCAUUCCUAGGAGUGGACCUUCCUACUUUCUUGAUUUAACCAGGUGACUGGCCUGCCCACUUUUUUUGUUUUGAGACAGCAUGAAUUUCAAGGCCUCUACCAGGCCAGAGAAACCACUUUCCCUAAUUGGCCUCCACAGUUCCCUAAUCGAGGCUACUAUUAACAAUAAUGAGGAUGGAAACUAAACACUCAGGUAGGGACUGUAACUUUACCUACUGAGGGAGGCCAGAAGGCCACUUGAAGAUUUGCCUUUGCUUUUUCCUGGAGAAAUGUGAACAGAUACCUAUCUAUUCAUGCUAAUAACAGAUCAAGUUCAACAUGGUGAACAUUGCUCUUAUUGGGCUUAUCUACAGGAGUAUGGGUAACGGAUGAUGGGUAACUGACAGGAGCACCAGUGACCAUAAAAUAGCUGCAUCAUUGCUACGUGAGUGAAGAUGUCAUGUGCAUUUUGAACAGUGUCUGAGACUAACUCAACCCAGAAAAGCAAAAUGAUCCUCAAUUCUUCUACUGAAGAUGGUAUUAAAAGAAUCCAAGAUGACUGCCCCAAGGCUGGCAGGCACAAUUACAUAUUUGUCAUGAUCCCUACCCUCUACAGCAUCAUCUUUGUGGUGGGAAUAUUUGGAAACAGCUUGGUGGUGAUUGUCAUUUAUUUCUACAUGAAGCUGAAGACUGUGGCUAGUGUUUUUCUUCUGAAUCUCGCCCUGGCUGACUUAUGCUUUUUGCUGACUUUGCCACUGUGGGCUGUCUAUACCGCUAUGGAAUACCGCUGGCCCUUUGGCAAUCACUUAUGUAAGAUCGCUUCAGCCAGUGUCAGUUUCAACCUCUAUGCCAGUGUGUUCCUGCUCACCUGUCUCAGCAUCGAUCGCUACUUGGCCAUUGUCCACCCAAUGAAGUCUCGCCUCCGACGCACAAUGCUGGUGGCCAAAGUCACUUGCAUCAUCAUCUGGCUGCUGGCUGGCUUGGCCAGUUUGCCAGCUAUUAUCCACCGAAAUGUGUAUUUCAUCGAGAACACCAACAUCACAGUUUGCGCUUUCCAUUAUGAAUCUCAGAACUCAACCCUACCCAUUGGGCUGGGCCUGACCAAGAACAUUCUGGGCUUCAUGUUCCCUUUCCUGAUCAUCCUCACUAGCUAUACUCUUAUUUGGAAAGCCCUAAAGAAGGCUUAUGAAAUUCAGAAGAAUAAGCCAAGAAACGAUGACAUCUUUAGGAUAAUUAUGGCGAUCGUGCUUUUCUUUUUCUUUUCCUGGGUUCCUCACCAAAUCUUCACUUUUCUGGAUGUCCUGAUUCAGCUGGGGGUCAUCCGCGACUGUAAAAUCGCUGACAUCGUGGACACUGCCAUGCCCAUCACUAUCUGCAUAGCCUAUUUUAACAACUGCCUGAACCCUCUGUUUUAUGGCUUUCUGGGGAAAAAAUUUAAGAAAUAUUUUCUCCAGCUUCUGAAAUACAUUCCCCCAAAGGCCAAGUCCCACUCAAGCCUGUCUACGAAAAUGAGCACUCUUUCCUACCGCCCUUCCGAUAACAUGAGCUCAUCGGCCAAAAAGCCUGCGUCUUGUUUUGAGGUGGAGUGACAGGUCCAGAGUCUCCUGGUUCAAGCAGUGCCCUGACAGAAGCCAGGGCAGCAUCUGACUAGACGGCACACUACCAAAGGAACAUUCACCCCUGCCUAGGAGCUAAGCAGAAAAUGCAUUCAAUGGACUGUAGAUGUUUUCUAAAACUCUGAGACAAAGCUUUGACAAGCACCCAAGCAAAGCCACUCCUUGCCACGUCUUUCAUUAUUAGAUGAUGGCUGUCCAAAGGAAGAGUCAGGAGCUGGAUGGAUUUGUGGAUUAGGAAAACAUUUGCUGGCAGAAAUGCACUCUCCCUGGUCCCCUCUUGCUGUGUUCCUUUUGAUUUCUACAUGAAGGUAUGUAGAACAUGUUAAAUAUUUAGACAAGCAACAAGAGUCAGGAGGAGGUCAAGAUCAUUUGUUCUGCUCAAUUUGCAAAGGGCAACAAACCCUUUUUGUCUCUUUAGUCAUUAGUAAUGGCGACCCACUUGUCCAUGUUACUACAUAUAUUGUGCAAAGAUUUGCUAAGCUGUGGUCAUCGGGUUUCAGGACCCCUUUGUACAAUUCAGCUGGUGUCUUACAAAUGCUCACUGCCCCCAAACAGUGCCAGUUAGUGGUGUAUUUAUGUAGCAGUGUUACCAGAGUCACACAUCAAAGUCAAAUUGCUUGUAAUAACUGUGACUUCCUAGGUACAUCAGCUUUAUUUCACAUUUGAGAAUUGUAUACAGUUGGUGGUGAAUAGACUAUAUAUCAUAAAAUCUGCCUUGCUCUCUAAAAAAAGCAUCUAUUCUCUACAUAUAUGUACAUCUAUAUCUCUGAACUGUCAUUUGAUGAAAAUCUGUCGAUGUUAUAUUUACCGCGCAAUAAAAUAAUUUUAUUGUAAAGUAUCUAAUCUUCAUUCUUUAAAAGAGAAGCCCAUCUCUUUUUACAGUGACAUGGAUGUAAGUGCCAAUGUAUUUUUACUUUGUUUUAUCUGACUGAUGGUUUAAUAUUGUUAGAUACCGGUUUUAUAUCCCACUGUUGAAAAAUAUCAAGAAGGAACCAGUUGGUUAUACUGAAGGAUGUGGGACAAAUGCACCAUUUUGAAAUUUUCAAAGUUUUUUGUACAACAACAAAAACAUUUUCAUUGCUCAUAACAUAAAAUUAGUACAGUGUUUUACUCAUAAAUUUUUAAAUAAUCAGAUGCCUCUACUUAUCUGCAUGGUCAUUACAGGAGAUUUAGAAGCUCUGAAAAGCACAAGAUAAUAGUCAUAUUUAGUUCUUCAACACAAAAUUUUUCAUUUCAGUGUUUUAGGCCACGUCUUCUACUAUUUUUGUACUCAUCAUAUAUACAUACAUAUGUAAAUUAUGGUGUUGGAGUCAUAAUGUAGAUGCAAUUCUGUGUACAGGUUUGUCCUUCAGUGUCAUUGCACAGUAGUUAGUAUCCCAUUAAAUAUAUUUCCUCAAACAUUUUAAUAUUCUUACAAAAUUCAAAGACACCUAAUAUAAUUAGGGAAUCACCAAUUGGAAUGUUUACCAAUUUGUUGGGUAUCAAAAAUUGCACUGUGCUGAUCAUUCAAGUACUUGACUCUGAUACUCUAAGAAGUAGUAGAACCAAGAACACAGUUAUAAACAAUUUUCCUAUUCCCAGUAGAUGUGGCCAAUAUUUUCCAGAAAACACAACACAAUUUAUCUGCCACCAACUACAUUUGGCUGCAGCUCAUAUCAGCCUCACCAGAAAGGGGCUUAUUUACUGAAAGAAUCCAGGUACCUUAUACAAGGACAGGGAAUAAACUAGGGACAGCUAGCUCAUUCUUUACCCUAGAAGCUUUCACUGUUCAGUCCCCAGGCAUGUUGAGGUGUCCAUUCUGGUCCAAUAAACUAUGCAAAGGGUUAGGUAAUAUUUAAAACAGUUAAUUGUAAUAAUGAUUAGAAUAGUUGAUAGAUGCUAUGGGCAAGGAGGUCAUUCAGAGAUAUAUUGGUGGACAGGGCAGAACCUCCACCAACAAAUCAUCUCAGUUAUAUUCUUGGAAAUAAAUGUGAUUACAUGUGCUUCAUAUUAAUUUUUUUCUUGUUUUUUUUUCUUGUUUUAUCUUAAAUUUCAUUAAUACAUUGCUGGUCACUUAUUUCGGUUUUCUCAUAUUUUCAAAAUGAUUGUGUGGUAGCUUUAAUGAGAUAUCCCCUAUAAGUCUCAGA